Messenger RNA from Cordyceps fumosorosea ARSEF 2679, 1695 nucleotides. RefSeq names its product Aromatic-ring hydroxylase-like protein. Lineage: Eukaryota; Fungi; Ascomycota; Sordariomycetes; Hypocreales; Cordycipitaceae. Gene Ontology annotation, biological process: secondary metabolite biosynthetic process. The transcript has 2 exons. The record is from RefSeq and is a predicted model, not a curated record. Gene Ontology annotation, molecular function: FAD binding; monooxygenase activity. Bases 1 to 1695 code for a protein of 564 amino acids.
AUGGAGACAUUGCGUGAUACCUGGCCGCGCGACAGCCGGCGAGCUGUGAAAGCCCUCAACAUCAUCAUAGUCGGCGCGGGUAUCGGCGGACUCACCUCUGCCAUAGCUCUCGCGCAGACCGGCCACAAUAUUACCGUCCUUGAACGCGUCUCGGAAAUUUCCGACAUCGGUGCCGGUAUCCAGAUUGCACCCAACGCCUCGCGAAUACUCCAUAGACUGGGUGCGUUGCAGGGUGUGAUGGAACGUGCCACUGUCCCGAGUAGUCUCAGCGUUAGGGGGUAUGCGAGCGACGACGAGACGACGACCGUUCCGCUCAUGCCUGAGACGGGGAUCAAAUACGGCGCGCCUAUGAGCGUCAUACAUCGCGGAGACCUUCAGGGUGUUCUUUUGAGCAGAGCUUUGGACCUUGGCUGCCGCGUGUUAACCAAUCACAAGGUCGUAGCCGUGGAUCAGUCCUUUUCUGCGAGGGUGAAAGUCCGUAUGGCUCCGACCGCUCGGGAGGCCUGGAUGUGUGCGGACCUUGUCAUCGCAGCAGACGGGGUGAAAAGUCGCGUCCGCCGACAAAUGAUGAACUCCAGAGGAUGCAAGGACGAGCCUGUCCCGACAGGGGACGCCGCCUAUCGUCUGCUGAUUCCCCGAAGUCGAAUUCUCAGGGACCCCCUGCUUCUCUCCAUGAUGGACCAGAACAUCGUUGUGAGAUACAUGGGGCCAGGUGGGCAUGUCGUAACCUACCCCGUGAGAAACGGCUCCUUUUAUAAUAUUGUUCUCCUUCACCCGGCCAAAGAGGGGACUUUGUCUGACGAUGCGUGGACAUCCAAGGGCAGCCGAGACGACAUGCUCCAAUUCUACGCAGCGUGGUCACCAGUCAUCCGAAGAUGGCUGGCACAUUCCGAUGAGGAUGUUCUGGAGUGGGUGCUCUACGUCUACCCCAGCCUGCCGACCUGGAUCCAAGGCCCGGUGGCGCUGCUGGGCGACGCCUGCCACCCGAUGCUCCCGUACGUCGCCCAGGGCGCCGCCAACGCCAUCGAGGACGCCGCCGUGCUGGCCACCGCGCUGACCUGCACGCCCAACGUCCCGCUAGCCCUAAAGAUGUACGAGGCCAUUCGAAAGCCGCGCGCGGAGAGGAUCGCGGCGGGUGCGACGGCCUCCGCCCGCGUCUUUCACCUGCCCGACGGUCCCGAACAGGUGGCCAGAGAUAGAUGGCCGGCCAACCCCGGCGCCGCGGCGCAGAACCCCGACAGGUUCAACAACCCGCAGUGGCAGGACUUCAUGUGGGGAGUCGACGUCAUGGAGGAGACGAUGCGCUUGUGGGCGAGACUCGCCAAGGUGCUCCCAUUGGAGACGUGUUACCCUCGCAUACGAAAGGCGUACGCGUAUACUCUGUACAUGGACAUUUCCCACGGCUGGCUGCUGAGCCAGCUACUACCUCGCCUAGGGGUCGGAAUUUCUCGAAGAUCCCACAAGAUGCACAUUCACAUCGCCAAGGACAUCGGGGAUUCCUUGGCUCUUGUCCGGAGUACUGAAUGCGGUUCGACACAUGGCGCGAGGGGGCGGCGCAUCUGCACCGUCCAGGAGACUCUCCUGCUCGAGUAUGGUGCAGCCUUUACCAGGCGAUGUAGAGCACCCUGGACGCCGCGGUCUUCGACUUCCCGGAUUUUGACUUCUUCAGCGGCGCAUCGCCAACCUGAUAUGUGA